Messenger RNA from Aspergillus brunneoviolaceus CBS 621.78, 1206 nucleotides. Its product is annotated as Mrp/NBP35 family ATP-binding protein. The coding region runs from base 1 to 1206 and encodes 401 amino acids. NCBI's taxonomy places the organism in Eukaryota, Fungi, Ascomycota, Eurotiomycetes, Eurotiales, Aspergillaceae. Gene Ontology annotation, cellular component: cytosol. The transcript has 2 exons. Gene Ontology annotation, biological process: iron-sulfur cluster assembly. Gene Ontology annotation, molecular function: 4 iron, 4 sulfur cluster binding; ATP-dependent FeS chaperone activity; ATP binding. The record is from RefSeq and is a predicted model, not a curated record.
AUGCCUCUGGACGGAGUUAAGAACGUGGUGCUGUGGAGGGUCAUACUCCAGCAUACUCCAGCACACGCACCUGCGAACCUACUACACCCUCACUCCAGAAAUCCCGCCCUCAACAACCCCAGCUUCCUGCGAGGAUAUGCGACUAACAUCUCUGAUCGGGAACAGGUCCUCUCCGGCAAAGGCGGCGUCGGCAAAUCCUCCGUGACGCUGCAGCUGGCCCUGGCGCUCUCCCUGCAGGGCAAAUCCGUGGGGAUCCUCGACAUCGACCUCACGGGGCCCUCGAUCCCGCGCUUAGUCGGCCUGGAAGAUGCAAAGAUCACGCAAGCGCCCGGCGGCUGGCUGCCUGUUCCCGUGCAUACCGCUGUAGAUGCACCAGCCUCAGCAUCGUCAUCGCCACCUUCUCCUACCCCUACCACCACAACGACACCCGCUCAAGACCACCACCGAGAACCCACCACAUCCACCCCCUCAAAGACCUCCUCCCCCUCCACCCCCCGCGGCCCACUACACUGCAUGUCCCUCGGCUUCCUGCUACGCUCCCGCUCCGACGCCGUCAUCUGGCGCGGCCCCAAGAAAACCGCCAUGAUCCGACAAUUCCUCUCGGACGUCCUCUGGGGGGAGACCGACUAUUUGCUGGUCGACACCCCGCCCGGCACGAGCGACGAGCACAUCGCCCUCGCCGAGCAGCUCCUCACGCUGUGCAGCACCGGCCCUACCUCACCCUCCUCCGCCCCUCAAUCCCCAGCGACGCAGGCAACGCCCCCCCGCCUCGCCGGCGCCAUCCUCGUAACCACCCCGCAGGCCAUCGCCACCUCCGACGUGCGCAAGGAAGUCAACUUCUGCGUCAAGACGCAGAUCCCCACGCUCGGCGUCAUCGAGAAUAUGUCCGGGUAUACGUGUCCGUGCUGUGGGGAGGUGACGAAUCUGUUUUCGAGCGGGGGCGGGGAGGUUAUGGCGAGGGAGAUGGGGGUCAGGUUUCUGGGGAGCGUGCCGGUGGAUGUUGGGUUUGGGGCGUUGGUGGAGGGGAGGGGGAUUGGGGCGGAUGGGGAGGGGAGUGAUCAGGAGGAGGAUGCGGAGGAGGAACAGGAAAAGGAAAAGGAAAAGGUGGAUGAUGAUCGGCCUUUGGUUGAGAAGUAUCAGGAGGGGUGGUCGUAUGCUCGGUUUGAGGGGUUUGCGAGGACGUUGAUUGCGGAGAUUGAGGGGUAG